AGUUUUCCUCUCUACCCCUUUGUUAACAUUUUUCCUCUACUCUUUUGUUAACAUUUUUUCUCUCAUCACAGUGAGUAGAUCGAGCAACGGAUGUCUGGAAAUCCAGCAAGUUCGGCUAGGAGGAGAUCUUCUUCCUCAGGAUCCCAGGGGCAACAUAAUCGUGAUCAGCCACAGGUGUUCUCUAGUAGUGGCAUAGCUCAUGAUAUAGAGCAGACGAGAUGUGAUCCAUUGAUUGAGGAUAUGGAUCAUUUGACAUCUAAUCAUGAUACUGAGGGCCCUUCAUCCUCAAAGGGGAAAAAAGGACGAGGUCGGAAUUUGAAAGGUCUACGCCCUCCAGAGAAUAGAGAGAGUAGGACCUGGGUUAAACUUACUGAUGAUAAGCUUCAGUUUGCUGAUCCAUCCAUUCCUCGAGCUAUCACUACCCUAUGGAAGUCACGUUUUGAUGGCCCAUAUUUCACAUUUGAUCGUGUCCCCAACAACAAGAUUAAUGAAAUUUACGCUUGUUUCAAAACACUUUACCAGUGGGACCGUGCAGAUAAUCUCCAUGUACGAAAUGCAUUUAUAAAUUGUAUGAGGCAUAGAUGGAGUGACAAUAUGAGGGAUGUGAGGUUGAAGUGGGUGAAGGACCCAUCUUAUAUCCCAUGUUGGAUGCCACCUCAUUUAUGGUCUCAGCUACUGCAGUAUUGGGAUUCUGAUGAAUAUAAGAUGCUUCAAGCAAGGGGAGCAAAGAAUAGGAAUUCAGGGGAGAGAGUGACUCACACCACUGGGUCAAUUAGCUUUGGCAUCCACGAGAUGCGGAUGACUGAAGCUAGAGGUGGUGUGCAACCUCCACAUCAAGAGAAGUUCAAGGAGACACAUACCUUCAAAAAGAAGGUGGCAACGAAUCAAGAGCCGAUGUGGAUAAAUGAAAAGGCAAAGCACCGACAUGAUACUUAUAUAGCGGAGUGCUCAGAGACCCAUGGCUCCAAUGCUAGUUCGUGGCCACGCAUGGAUCACGAGGCAUGGGUUAAGGCUAUUGGAGGCUGCUCGUCAAGUUUCAUGCCAGGGAUUGGCUCUCAAGUAAAUCCAGAGGAUGUUGGAUUUAGCUACAGGAAAAGACCACCUCGAGACAACUUGAUGGCAGCGAUGAUGAUGUCUGACUUUGUUGAGGAGCAAGCACACCACACUGAGGUGGUGGCAAAACAAACUGAAGAGUUAGAAAGACAACACCAACAAAUUAUUAUGAUGCAACAACAGCUGGCCCAGAUGAAACAAGCCCAAAAUAAUAUGACAGAAGCCCAGAAUAAUAUGAGCCAGACAAUUGCACAGUCUGUUGCAGCAGCUCUAGCUGCUUAUGGCAUCUCUCCCCAGGCAGGUCAUCAGCCAUUUGCCUCUCCACAGCCUUCACGUAAUUAGGGCUCAGGUCUUCGCAUGAAUACACCUGUCACCUACUCUACUGAUUCUACACAGACCUCACCUAUUGUGCCUGAACAUUAGCAGCAGCAGCUUCCGCCUCAAGAUGAUGUAUACCGUCCUGUUUUUGAUCCAGACUAUUCAGCUCCUUAGUUUUGUUUUCUGCUUGGUUAUCUGCAUGGUUAUCUGCACACUCUGCAUGGUUGCCUUUAUUUCUAUUAGUACUUUUAACUGCUAGCUUUAACUUUUUAUUAGGAUAUCCUUUCAUAUUUUACUUGACCUCCAGUAAUCAUGCUUGAACUAAUUAAUUGUUAAUUAAACAAGAAUUUCAGUUAUUGAUAAAUUUAUUCACACUACUAAUAUUUUUUAAUAUUGUUGUUUUGUAUGAAACAUUGUUGGGAGAUACUAAUUGGAAAUGGCUGCUGGUGCCUUAUAAUAUCAAAAUUGAGAUUUCUAUUUAACAAAAAUCUGUUAAUACAUUUUGCCCAACCAAUGGGCGUUGGUUUCUUCUUGGCCAAAAUCCCUGAGAACACAAUUACUGGGUCCUGAAUUUUAGGGCAUGUUUCUUUGAUUUUAGCUUUUUUAUGUUGCUGGGUGCUAGCACCUGGUGUUUUAGCUUGGUCUUGCCAACUCAUCUUUGGGCGAAGCUUUUCUUCAUCCCCCCAGGCAUCUCACUAC
This is a messenger RNA of Rubroshorea leprosula, 2070 nucleotides long. Lineage: Eukaryota; Viridiplantae; Streptophyta; Magnoliopsida; Malvales; Dipterocarpaceae. The record is from the annotation of a GenBank genome assembly.